AUGACCUUUUGCACGCAUCGCCGUCACAGGGACCUUCGGGACAGCCUCAAGCCCGCCGCGGUGGCUCGAGUACGCUUGUACCCACCGCGUCCCCUCUAGACCCUUCGCGACGUUCCUCUACGGAGCAUCAACGUCGCACGGUGCCGACUGCACCGCCGAUGCCGAGCGCAGGUAACGGUUUUGCCAAAUCGGAAGGUUCAUGUUCUUUGUCACGAAAUGGCGGUACCGAGCGUCCCGCGGCCGCUGGCCAUGUAGGUCGAGCACCCUCGAAGAAGGCCGCUUGUAAUGAACAGGCCUACGCCGACGUUUUGCGUAAAACGCCCGCGUAGACCGCUUGGUUUUGCACGCUUUUGCGGCUGGUUCACCGCUAUUGCCUGCCUCUCCUCGUAGCUCACAAUCCGGCCCGCCUUCGGGUGGCACCCAGAUUGUCCUGCCGGUUGCCGGUGCCAUAUCCCUUGAUGAUAUUUCUUCGGGGAAGGUAAGCGCACCCGCGCGGUAGGCCCCUGUUUUUGAUGGUAGUCAGGAAUGUUACGACGAUGAGGUUUUCCUCUUUUGGAAACCGUCGCCUAUCUUGCCCAAUCGGACGCCCUGUGCGUUCUUGGUCCACGGUUUCCGCUAGUGUGCGGAAUAUAGUUCGUGAUCGUGGAAUCAGCUCGCAUUUUUUCGGCGAUGACUCCGCAUAUGAAAAACCAUGGCUAACUCGGACCAAAGCCAACACAGUCGCUCUUGGACGGAAGGUGCGGGUUUUGACCACGUUUUAUGGGAGCUCAGACGUGAGGAUGCUGUCUCUUUGCUGCUGUAUGCGAAAUUCACCCAACUGCUUACGCUCGCGAAGUUUAAGCUUGGCCACGGGGAUCACACAGAUUGCGGAGGCUAUACCUUCGACACUGUUGGAUGUACUCACAGCAUGACAGAUUAUUUCGAGUAAGGACUUUCCGAACAGACGGAGCGGGGAGUUUGGGGGUUCAACAGUUGGUAUGGAUUAGAUUUGGUGGUACCAACUUUAUCACAUAUUGCAGGAUUGAGGGUAUGGGUGUCUACAGCCGAAUUGUGUGCGUGGAUUGUGGUUUCCCACUUCCUUUUUCCGUGUAUAAUCAAGUCCUUUUUCCGGCUCUCACGCCACCCACCGGCUUCCACGCCACUACUCCGGCUAUCACGCCAACCCGGCUUCACGCAUUCAGGACUUCCACGUCCCUACAUAUACCUUUACAUCAGGGCUUCCACGCCACCUGGCUUCCACGUCACAACUAUAAUAUACACGAGCUUCCACGCUCCACCACGUAGGAGGGCUUUCACGCCUGCGGAUAGUUUCUACAUUUUUCACCAUUGGCAGUACCUAGCUGCUGGCACCUUUUACUUUCCGCCACGGGACCCCGCGCCGAGGCACCCACGCACAAAGCUACUCAACACGCUAGCGUUAUUCGAUUAAGAGAGUGGCCGCGGUGUCUACGCGCGCAAGAUGCCAGAUGGAGAUGGACAACAGCCUCCGGCGGGACAAGGUCAAGGCGACCCUCCCGCGGGAGAAGACGUCGGCGGUGGAGAAACCAACUCUUCUUUCGCCGCCGAUGUGGAUCAAGACGGUCUGGGAGAGAGGGCUGCGGCGGGGGGCGAUCAGCAGGAUUCUAUGCGUCAGCUGGUCGACCUCCUCAAGCAUGCUCUCAUUGCAAACUCCCAGGACCAGGGGCACCGUGCCCAUUCAGGCACGUCUACCUCACAGACUGUAGAACUUAGGCAGAGAGAGAAAGUUGAGGUUCCAGUGUGGAGUGAUGAUUUCCUGAAAAACAGAUCUCUGGAAGUAGCUUUGAGAGUUUUCACGAGUGCCUUCGAAGCCUGGAUGGAGUGCGAAGGAGUGUCAGAAACGAUGAGAGGGGCAGAGAUUCCUGUAGCUUCGACUCAAGUGAACAUGGAGUGGUUGAAACGUUCGUUUGGGGAGGACAGAAUUAGGCAGUCUAGGAAGGUGUGGAAUUUCAUGCUUCUCAAGAUCACAGCCCAAGCAAUUCAAGGGCAAUUGCUCGCGGCUGAGAGCCCGCAAGGAGCACUACAAGAUUUUCCUGGAGUAUUACAGGCGAAGUAGGAACGAAGAGAGACAGACUUUAGAUGACCAAUGGAACGUGUUGUGUCAGAGGAGUGGAGAGAACUUGAUGGACUACUUUGGUAGAGCGAAAGCGCUGUGGAUGAGACUGGUUUCGUAUGGGGACAAUCGUGCUGAGGUGUCCAUGUGCAAGCACAUUGCUAGGGGUUUUCUGCCAGAGAAUGAGAGAAUAAAAGAGCGUGUUCUGUUCCACCCCAUGUCGUCGAGUGUGCAAAUGCAGAAGGCAUUGAGGACGGCUGAGCACGAGCAGAGGUAUGAGCGGAGAUCUGGAGGGAGGGGAGAGGAGACGAGGCACGCCCUCGUCGCUGCCGGCAUGGGCCGGGGCGGCGGGCAGAGGAGACCAGCCGUU
Molecule: messenger RNA, 2441 nt
Organism: Ectocarpus sp. CCAP 1310/34
Lineage: Eukaryota; Phaeophyceae; Ectocarpales; Ectocarpaceae
Source: the annotation of a GenBank genome assembly